UGUUCCGUGUGUUAACUGCGUACGUUGACGUCGUGAUACAGUUGUCCUAAUGCGUUUCCCUGCGUACUAGUGCUAUGUCAACUAAUGUACGAUCGACGGGUAACCACUGUGUCAUCUUCGGAUGCACGAACAACUACCGGAAACGAAAAAUGCUGGAGAAUGAAGUCUGUGAAGUGCACGGCCAGCAGCGCGGGCAUUGCGGUUGCAAACUGUUUCACCUGCACAGAUUUCCGCAUGACGAUGAGGAGCGUCGGCAGUGGAUAGCAUGCGUAAACAGAAAGGAUUUUACGCCCUCACAGUCAUCUCGCGUGUGCUCUGAACACUUUGUCGAUGGAAGAAGAACAGAGAGGAACCCGACGCCGAUGAUCAACCUUGGCUAUGAAAGAAAGGUGAAGGUCGGUCGACGGCGCAUUCUAAGGCAACCCUACCUGCCGAGAAAAAAACGAAAAGUUCGUCCCGACGAAACGCAACCAAGAACAGUUCCCGGCAUGGGCUUGGUGCAGGGUGCAGCAGAUAGCAGGGAUGAGGUGCCUAUCACUACUUCGUUUCCCGGCAUAGACUUGGUGCAGGUCGCAGCAGAUAGCAGGGAUGAGGUGCCUAUCACUACUUCGUUUCCCGGCAUGGACUUGGUACAGGUUGCAGCAGAUAGCAGGGAUGAGGUGCCUAUCACUACUUCGUUUCCCGGCAUGGACUUGGUACAGUGUGACUCUAGUGCAGAAAGGAGUCCCCCAGAAGUGCAGCACUGGAACACCGGUGAACCUGGCACAGCACAAAUAUUUCAUGUAGUUCCAUCUGUGCCAACAACUUCUGUUGAAACACAGACAGACAAUGACUCUGUUCGUCCCGACGAAACGCAACCAAGAACAGUUCCCGGCAUGGACUUUGUGGAAGGUGCAGCAGAUAGCAGAGAUCAGGUGCCUAUUGCUACUUCGUUUCCCGGCAUGGACUUGGUGCAGGUUGCAGCAGAUAGCAGGGAUGAGUGUGGCUCUAGUGCAGAAAGGAGUCCCCCUGAAGUGCAGCACUGCAACACCGGUGGACCUGGCACAUCACAAAUAUUUCAUGUAUUUCCAUCUGUGCCAACAACUUCUGUUGAAACACAGACAGACAAUGACUCUGAUCGCAACCGUGACGUAGCCACACAGUGGGAGGAUCUAGCCUCAGCGGACCAUACAUACAGCUUGCCACUGAACUUGGGAACUCUCCAUUCAUCCGUGAGGUCUCGGAUGUCGACUUCUGACAUUCUGUUUUACACAGGACUGUCAGAGGAAGUGUUUCAGAAGAUCCUUCUAUGCCUCGAACAAUCAUUUCGGCCCCUCUCACAAUUGCCAUUGGAGGACCAGUUACUGCUUGCAUUGAUGCGCCUCAGACUGGGGACUUUGUACCGAGAUCUUGCUUGGCGGUUUUCUAUAUCUCCAUCGUCUGUUUGCAAGAUAUUUAACAGUGUCCUGAAGUCACUGAAUGAAAUUAUGAAAUACUCCGUGGUUUGGCUGCCGAAGUCAAGGAUACAAAGCAGCAUGCCAGAUUCAUUCAUUCAGAGCGGUUACGAGAACACCAGGUGCAUUCUAGACUGCACAGAAGUUUUCCUCCAGAGACCGAAGAAACAAAUGGCCAGGGCACAAACGUACAGUUCCUAUAAGGCACAUAACACACUUAAGUUUUUGAUUGUUAUUGCGCCAAACGGCUUUAUAAUGUAUGUGUCCAAAGCAUAUGGGGGUCGGGCCUCUGAUAAGUUCAUUGUGAAGGAUUGUGGAAUUCUAGAGUACUUCGCACGAAAUGAUGAAAUCAUGGCUGAUAGGGGCUUUACACUGGACCCUUACCUGGCAGCCCAAGGGGUGAAGCUAAAUGUCCCAGCCUUCACUAGAGGUAGGUGGAUGCUGAAUGUGCGAAGUGUGCUUGUGAUAUUGCUGUUAAUUCAUGCAACAGCUUCGCUUAUCUCAAACUUUCCAUUCCAUUAGAUGUUCUGACAUUUAAUAUUUGAAUUUUUAAUUUCUUGUGAUUAUUCAAGCCAUAAUACCUGGUUAAUGACGUUUCGCUGUACAUGGUCUCAGUGCUCAGCUGAGGCUUGCUAACCAAUACCAAAAGUGUUAGUUAACCUACAGAGUACUUGGCAAAAAAAAAGUAACUGAGCCGAGUACCAAAUAGCAAUACAAUUUUUUCCCCGGCUAUUACCGUUGUAGUAGUGAAAUCUGGGAUGUGCUUUUUUUUCCUGAAAAAUAGUGUGAGGCGGACUUGGCAAACUUCGGAGUUCAAUUUUGAAAAUACAAUUUCUCACAAAUUAAAUUUCAUAGAAGUGCUCAGAAGUCAUGGCAAAAUCUCCCCCGAGAUAAAUAGCAUUACCCCAUAGUCUUCAGACAAGUAGAAUUUGUACUACUUUUUUUCUUGUCCACAUCGGGUGAAAUACUGUGUUUGUACCCCCUCAAGGCAAGGCACAGCUGUCUGAAGAGGAGGUCACCAAAACCCGACGGAUUGCAUCCGUUAGAAUCCAUGUUGAGAGGGCC
Messenger RNA from Ornithodoros turicata, 2498 nucleotides. RefSeq lists its product as uncharacterized. The record is from RefSeq and is a predicted model, not a curated record. Lineage: Eukaryota; Metazoa; Arthropoda; Arachnida; Ixodida; Argasidae. The transcript is spliced from 7 exons. Bases 75 to 1955 code for a protein of 626 amino acids.